Molecule: messenger RNA, 772 nt
Organism: Musa acuminata AAA Group (dessert banana)
Lineage: Eukaryota; Viridiplantae; Streptophyta; Magnoliopsida; Zingiberales; Musaceae
Product: small RNA-binding protein 11, chloroplastic
Exons: 4
Coding region: 53-496 (147 amino acids)
Molecular function (GO): RNA binding
Source: RefSeq, a predicted model, not a curated record
GGCCCAUAAACGGUCUCUCGCAAAGCAUUCGAGGGCUUCCUCUUGCAGAUCGAUGGCGGCUCUCCGAAGAGGGAUGAUGCAAUUCAUCCGUAGCACUGCAAGGUUUAAGGAUCAUCAUAUUCAUGGAAACUCUAAUCUUGACAACUGUGGACUUCUCCGUCCCUUCCAACUCGUUUCCGCAAGAGGGAUCGUCUCCAAGCUCUUCGUCGGAGGGCUUUCGUCCUCUACGACAGAAGACUGUUUAUCUGAAGCCUUUUCACAAUUUGGGCAAGUGAUUGAAGCUAAAAUAAUUAUGGACAAAGUUUCCAAGAGAUCAAAGGGAUUUGGGUUUGUGACAUUUGCCUCAGAAGAAGAAGCCCAAAAAGCUCUUGAAGAAAUGGACCGCAAGGUUCUGAAUGGUCGAGUAGUAUUUAUUGAGCAUGCUAAGGUCAAACGACGUUUCGAUGAUGCUGGCCCAAUUGCAAUUGGACUUUCUAAGCCACCUGGGUGCCAGUGAGAUCUCCAUUGCUGCUUCUUUACUGUGUAUUCAUCCAAAACCUAGACCCAAGAGUUUCCGAUUAGGUUUAUAACCUAUUUUAAAUCCAGAAUAUUCAGGAUUCUUGUAAAACAAAAUUUUCAUUCCCUCAGCCGAAGGGUAAUCUUAGGUUGUCUUCAUUUAUGUUAGUCUUUGUCGUGUGCUGUGUGUUUAAAUUAUUGAAAGCUGUGACACCCUGGAGUUCGUUGACAUAUUAAUGAUAUCAUUAUCAGGUAGCAGUCACUGGAUUUGAGUCAA